GCAUUAUUACACCUUAAACACAAAUAGCAAAAAAAAUUAAUUGUCCUCUCCUCUCAAUUAUACAGCCGCCGCACCAUUAAUGGAAGCUCAAGAAUUCAUGGAGCUAUUCGAUUCAUACUGGUUCGAAGCUGAAAUCUUCAAGAAACAAUUAAAUUCAUCAAAAUCAUCAGAUUUUGAUGAAAACCAAGCUCAUCAAUUACAAGAAACGCCUCAAAAACCAGAGAUUUACAGAGCUCCGUCAAUUCUUUCAAGGUCGAUGAGUGAUAUAGUCGAGACUAAAACCAGCUUCACCUCUGGUUUUUCUCUGUCGCCGGACUCGGUUCUUCAUUCGGAAAAGCUUCAAACAAUCCUCUCCGGCAAAGAAAUUUCCGAACAAGAAGAAGGAGUUGAAAGUUCAGUUGCUGAGUUUCGAACGGAGCCUGUGAAAAAAUCAAGAAACUACAGGAGAAAAUUCGGGAGAAAAACUCUGAGUAAAAGCUUAUCAGAAUUAGAAUUUGAAGAGCUGCAAGGGUUUAUGGAUUUAGGGUUUGUUUUUUCUGAAGAAGAUAAUAAAGAUUCAGAGUUGGUUUCUAUAAUUCCAGGGUUACAGAGAUUUGGACGAAAAGAUCAAGCUAUAAUGGAAGAAACUGGAGUUUCAAGAAGGCCUUAUCUGUCUGAAGCAUGGAAAGUUCUAGAAGAACCGCCAUUGAUGAACUUGAGAAUUACUGGUUUGAGCAAUGAGAUUGACAUGAAAGAUAAGCUUAAAUUGUGGGCUCAUUCUGUUGCAUCCACUGUUAGAUAACAAAAAUAAAAAUUCAGAUUCAUGGUUUUUUUUUUUUACUUUUUAGAUGAAUUUUGUACUUAAGAUUUUUUUUUUCUUGUGGGAAUUUUAUCUACUACUUGUAAAAUGUAAAUAAAAUAAAAAUAGUAGAUUGUUUGAUUCUCA
Mercurialis annua (annual mercury) is the source of this 925-nucleotide messenger RNA. RefSeq lists its product as uncharacterized. The transcript has a single exon. Lineage: Eukaryota; Viridiplantae; Streptophyta; Magnoliopsida; Malpighiales; Euphorbiaceae. The record is from RefSeq and is a predicted model, not a curated record. The coding region runs from base 80 to 781 and encodes 233 amino acids.